This is a messenger RNA of Schizosaccharomyces cryophilus OY26, 3300 nucleotides long. Its product is annotated as ATP-dependent RNA helicase. The record is from RefSeq and is a predicted model, not a curated record. Gene Ontology annotation, biological process: maturation of 5.8S rRNA; RNA catabolic process. Gene Ontology annotation, molecular function: ATP binding; RNA helicase activity; RNA binding. The transcript is spliced from 2 exons. Lineage: Eukaryota; Fungi; Ascomycota; Schizosaccharomycetes; Schizosaccharomycetales; Schizosaccharomycetaceae. Bases 1 to 3300 code for a protein of 1099 amino acids. Gene Ontology annotation, cellular component: nucleus.
AUGUUUGAAGGAGAGUUAGAUGAUGCUUUUGACGUUUUUGAGGGAAAAGUUCCAAAGAACUUAAAGAAAGACUUAGACAGUCCGAAGGAAGAAAAUGGCAGACAGUCAUCCUCUAAAGUUGGUUCUCCUGUAGAUAUUGAAAAAGAAAACAAUAAGCGACAGGAUUCUUCUGAAGAGAAACAGUCUGAUGUUAAGCGUAAAAAAAUUGAGGAAUCUGUUGCUGCUCCUUGGACCAGAUCGAAUGAGCCCGUUGCAGGUGCAAAUAAAGAUGCCUCAGGAGAAGUCCCCAUUUCUCCCGAGAAUGGCUUGGAUAAUGGCAAAGCUCCUGCUGAUGCUUUGGUAACCGAUUCUUUUGAACAGGAAGCGUCUUUGAAGAUUGCUGGAGAAGUUGGCAUGGCUGAAGCCAAAUCGACGUCUGAUCAUGUUGUUGAACUUCGUCAUCAAGUCCGUCACCAAGUAUCUUUGCCUCCUAACUACAAUUAUGUACCUAUAUCUCAGCAUAAAAGCCCCGAUCCAGCUGCUCGAACAUACCCUUUCACCCUUGAUCCUUUUCAAGCAGUGUCCAUUGCUUCGAUCGAACGCCAAGAGAGUGUAUUGGUUAGUGCUCAUACAUCUGCGGGUAAAACUGUCGUUGCCGAAUAUGCCGUUGCUCAGUCGCUUCGGGAUAAGCAAAGAGUAAUUUAUACCAGUCCUAUUAAAGCUCUAAGCAAUCAAAAAUACCGAGAACUAUUAGCAGAAUUUGGUGAUGUCGGUCUAAUGACCGGUGAUGUUACUAUUAAUCCAGACGCUACCUGCUUGGUAAUGACUACCGAAAUUCUUCGCUCAAUGCUUUACCGUGGUUCCGAGGUAAUGCGUGAAGUUGCUUGGGUUAUUUUCGAUGAAAUUCACUAUAUGCGUGACAAGGAACGUGGUGUUGUUUGGGAAGAAACUAUUAUUUUAUUGCCUGAUAAGGCUCACUUCGUUUUCCUUUCUGCAACCAUUCCCAAUGCUAUGCAGUUUGCCGAAUGGAUUACCAAAAUCCACCGUCAACCCUGUCACGUUGUUUAUACGGAUUUUCGACCAACACCAUUACAGCAUUAUCUGUUCCCAAGUGGUAGCGAUGGAAUACAUUUGGUUGUCGAUGAAAAGAGUGUUUUCCGUGAGGAAAAUUUCCAAAGAGCAAUGACUGCUUUGGUAGAAAAACAGGGCGAUGACCCAGCUGGUAUAGUGUCCAAGAAAAAUGCUAAAAAAGGAAAAACUGGAAAAGGAGGUGUUAAAGGUCCUUCUGACAUUUACAAGAUCGUGAAAAUGAUUAUGUUAAAGAACUAUAAUCCUGUCAUUGUCUUCAGUUUCAGCAAGCGUGAUUGCGAAGCUUUAGCCUUGCAAAUGUCAAAACUAGAUAUGAACGAUGAAACUGAGCGCGACCUCGUCACUACUAUUUUUAAUAAUGCCAUCAAUCAAUUGUCCGAAAAAGAUCGUGAUUUACCUCAAAUUGAGCAUAUCCUGCCUCUGCUACGUCGCGGUAUCGGUAUUCAUCACUCUGGUUUGCUUCCAAUUUUGAAAGAGGUUAUUGAAAUUUUGUUCCAAGAAGGUUUAUUAAAAGUUCUAUUUGCUACCGAAACAUUCUCAAUUGGUCUCAAUAUGCCCGCGAAGACUGUCGUUUUCACUAACGUUAGAAAGUUUGAUGGAAAGAGCUUCCGUUGGAUUUCAGGUGGUGAAUAUAUUCAAAUGAGUGGUAGAGCUGGACGACGUGGUUUGGAUGACCGUGGUGUUGUAAUUCUAAUGAUUGAUGAAAAAAUGGAACCUCCUGUUGCUAUGACAAUGCUCAAAGGUGAAGCAGACCGUCUAGACUCUGCUUUUCACUUAAGUUAUAACAUGAUUUUGAACUUGCUACGUGUUGAAGGCAUUUCUCCCGAGUUUAUGCUUGAACGUUGCUUUUUCCAGUUUCAAAACAGUAUGGAAGUUCCUAAGUUGGAAGAAGAAUUGGAAAAACUUCAACAACAAUAUGACAAUACAUCCAUUCCUGAUGAGCGCGCGUUGGAGGAUUACCAUACAAUUCAGCUUCAAUUGAAUAAGUACCGAGAUGACGUUCGAACAGUUGUUAACCAUCCUAAUUUCUCUCUUUCAUUUUUGCAAAGUGGCCGACUUGUAGCCGUAAAGCAGAAUGAGAAAGAUUUUGGUUGGGGUGCUGUUGUAAGCGUAUCAAAGAGACCACUUCCCAAGGGUGAGACUAAGGAGUAUCUUCCUCAGGAGUCGUACGUUGUAGAUGUUAUUUUGAAGGUUCCAACGGAAAGCGAACGUCCAAGGAUGAAGAAUGGUCGCUUACCCGAGAUUCAUACGCCUAAAGGAGAUGACAAUGGAAGAUAUGAAGUGGUUCCUGUUCCUCUUUCGUCUUUGAACGGAAUUGCUCAUAUUCGUAUAUUUUUACCCAAUGACUUGAAAGCUCAAGCUCAAAAGGACACUGUUGGUAAAGCUCUUAGUGAAGUUAAGCGUCGUUUUCCUGAUGGAAUUAGUCUUUUGGAUCCUGUUGAAAAUAUGAACAUUAAGGAACCAGCUUUCUUGAAGUUAAUGAAGAAGGUGGAUGUUUUAGAAGCUAGACUGCUGUCUAAUCCCCUUCAUAACUUUGAAGAUCUUAAAGAAAAAUAUGAUCAAUAUCUUAAUAAGCUCUCGCUGCUUGAUCAAAUAAAAGAUCUCAAGAAGCAACUUUCAAAAGCAAAAGCUAUUAUGCAGUUGGAUGAAUUAAGUGCUCGUAAAAGAGUCCUCCGCCGUUUAGGAUUUACUUCUUCGGACGAUGUUAUAGAAAUGAAGGGUCGUGUUGCUUGUGAAAUUAGUACUGGAGAUGGAUUGCUACUGACGGAGCUUGUUUUUAACGGUAUUUUUAAUGACUUGAGUCCAGAACAAUGUGCUGCUCUUCUUAGUUGCGUAGUUUUCCAAGAGAAAAGUGAAGCAGAAAAUCAGCGCAUGAAGGAAGAACUUGGUGGCCCCCUUCGAAUUUUACAAGAAAUGGCUCGUCGAAUUGCUAAAGUUUCUCAGGAAAGCAAGCUUGAUGUUAAUGAGGAGGAUUAUGUCAACAGUUUCAAGCCAUCCUUGAUGGAGGUUGUGUAUGCCUGGGCUCAUGGAGCCAGCUUUGCACAGAUUUGCAAGAUGACUGAUGUAUAUGAAGGCUCCUUGAUUCGUAUGUUUAGGCGUUUGGAAGAGCUUCUUCGACAAAUGAGUGAAGCUGCAAAAGUUAUUGGUAAUUCCAAUUUACAAAAGAAGAUGGAAGACACGAUUAACUGUAUACAUCGCGAUAUUGUUUUCAGCGCUUCAUUGUAUUUGUAA